This is a messenger RNA of Brassica oleracea var. oleracea, 788 nucleotides long. RefSeq names its product probable RNA-binding protein EIF1AD. Gene Ontology annotation, cellular component: nucleus. Lineage: Eukaryota; Viridiplantae; Streptophyta; Magnoliopsida; Brassicales; Brassicaceae. Gene Ontology annotation, biological process: translational initiation. The transcript has 4 exons. The record is from RefSeq and is a predicted model, not a curated record. Gene Ontology annotation, molecular function: translation initiation factor activity; RNA binding. The coding region runs from base 103 to 618 and encodes 171 amino acids.
AGUUAAACGGCACAGUUACUACAAAAACCCUAAUCUCAGUUUCUUCUGGUGUUUUUGUGCUCUUUUGGUUGUAAAAGUUUGGAUCUUUUUGAGUUGAAAGAGAUGAACAGAGGAAGGAGGAAUCUGAAACAAGCGGCGUCGGAGCAGGACUUCACGCUUGAGGAAUGUCAGAGUAUCGCUCAGGUCGUCUCUCUCAGAGGUUCCAAUCAAAUUGAGAUAAUGGAUGCAAAAGGAGAACACUCAUUAGCCUUGUUUCCAGCCAAGUUUCGUGAGAGCAUGUGGAUCAGACGAGGAAGCUUUGUGGUGAUUGAUCAUACAGGAAAGGAAAAGGCGCAAGAAUCUGGUAGCAAAGUUACAUCAAUUGUCUGUAAAGUUCUCUUCUUUGAGCAAAUCCGUCUCCUCCAAAAGUCUCCUGAAUGGCCAGAGAUCUUCAGAGAUGCCAAGCCAGUUCCAGCUGAUGAAAGCUCUCAAAUCCCCAUCCCACAGCAAGGUGAAAUAGAUUCUAGCGAUGAGAGUGAUGAUGGGAUGCCUCCACUGGAAGCAAACACAAACAGAUUGAGGCCGUUUGGGGUGCAGUGUGAUGCGGAAACAGAUUCUGGAUCAGAUUCUGACUCAUAGAAACAUCCGGAACAUGCUUUUCAGCUUGUUUCUCAAGAGAGAGAACAUUAUAGUUUUGAGAUGUCUCUUAUUAAACUGUAUGUAACCAACACAGAGCUGCUGAAGAAAAUGCACUGUUUUGAUUUUGCAAUGAAUUGAUUAUUGAUCUAUAUGGCUUAGUACAUGGUUCA